AUGGAGUCGAAAAACAUUUUUCCCGAUCUUUUCACGUAUAAUACUCUAAUUUCAAUGUAUUGCAAGAAAGCAAUGCACUACGAGGCCUUGUGUGUUCAAGAAAGGAUGAAAAUAAGCGGAAUAUCUCCCGAUAUCGUGACUUAUAACUUGCUCAUUUAUAGCUAUUCUAGAGAAGGCAGAGUGAGAGAGGCUUUGAGGCUAUUCAAAGAAAUUAAAGGCGGCGUUUUACCAAACCACAUGGGUUCUGCAGAGCUGGCGUUUAACGCUAUUUUAAGAAGGUUGUGUGAGGAAGGCCGUAUACAGGACGCAAAUAGGCUGUUGAAUGAGAUGGGCGAAAGAAAAAUCGAGCCUGAUAAUGUGACUUGCAACACAUUGAUAAAUGCCUACUGCAAGAUUGGUGAUAUGAGGUCUGCAUUGAAGGUUAAAGGUAAAAUGAUUGAAGGAGGAUUAAGGCCCGACCAGUUUAUGUACCGGGCUUUGGUUCACGGGUUUUGCAAGGUCCGUGAGGUGAAUAAUGCUAAGGAGAUGCUAUUUGAUAUGAUUCGUGCAGGAUUUUUUCCGAGCUCCUGCACAUAUGCGUGGCUCGUGGAUUUUUACUGCGGUGACAACGAUUUUGACGGUAUUUUGAGAUUGCCUGCCGAGCUGGCAGGAAAGGGAAUCCUUGUUGAUGUCAGUGUGUAUCGGGCGAUUAUUCGGAGGCUGUGUAAGCGAGAGAGAGUUGAUUGUGCGGAAAAAGUGUUUAUGGUUAUGCAAGAAAUGGGGAUAUUAGGAGAUACUGUGAUUUGUGCGAAUAUGGCUUACGCGUAUUUUAGAGGUGGUGAUGGUAGUUCUUUUUCGGCAUUUUUGGAUGAGAUGUAUCGAAGGAGAUUGAUGGUUACACUCAAAAUCUUUAGGAAUAUUAAUGCUUCGUAUGCAAAUGAUAGGGACUGUUUGGAUAUGUUUUGGAGUGCUCUGCUCGAUCGAGGCUUGAUUUCCAAGAGUAAAACAAACAGAUGCAACAAUAGAAGUAUGGACGAUACUCUGGAGGAAUUAUUGCUUCAGGAUUGUGAGGAUACAUAG
Molecule: messenger RNA, 1059 nt
Organism: Striga asiatica
Lineage: Eukaryota; Viridiplantae; Streptophyta; Magnoliopsida; Lamiales; Orobanchaceae
Source: the annotation of a GenBank genome assembly